Strongylocentrotus purpuratus (purple sea urchin) is the source of this 1546-nucleotide messenger RNA. RefSeq names its product serine-threonine kinase receptor-associated protein. NCBI's taxonomy places the organism in Eukaryota, Metazoa, Echinodermata, Echinoidea, Camarodonta, Strongylocentrotidae. The coding region runs from base 116 to 1132 and encodes 338 amino acids. Gene Ontology annotation, cellular component: SMN complex. Gene Ontology annotation, molecular function: protein binding; RNA binding. Gene Ontology annotation, biological process: spliceosomal snRNP assembly. The record is from RefSeq and is a predicted model, not a curated record. The transcript has 8 exons.
CGUGUUAGCGUAGCUAGCUAGCUAUAAUUGAUCGAUAAUUUCAACUCUUUCUGAGGUGACAUCUGCCCAAAUUUUGCUACAAAUCAGGGUUAUUCGUCUCAUUUGACCAAUCACCAUGUCUAUCGCAGCUCGUCAGACGGCAAUCAGCUGUCCAGGCCACACCCGACCUGUCGUUGACCUCUCCUUCAGCGAGAUCACACUCGAGCAUGGCUACUUCAUGAUCAGUGCUUGUAAAGAUGGCCAGCCGAUGCUAAGGCAAGGUGAGACUGGGGAUUGGAUUGGAACCUUUAGUGGCCACAAGGGGGCGGUGUGGGGUGCGGCUCUGAACAGAGAAGCUAAACUGGCCGCGACAGCUGCUGCUGACUUCUCUGCGAAAGUAUGGGAUGCUGUAUCUGGUGAAGCCCUGCAUGACUUCUCUCACAAACACAUUGUCAAAUCUGUGGAUUUUUCAUCAGAUAGCUGUAAGCUUUUGACAGCAAGCAACGAGAAGCUCUUGAGGAUAUUUGACCUGAACGCCCCCGAGGCAGACCCAGUCGUAUUCAGUGGACACGAAGACAACAUCAAACACGCCCGCUUCCUGCCUGACGAAAGGUCCAUCGUCAGCUGCUCCGAUGACAAAACUCUCAGGAUAUGGGACAUCGCGUCAAACUCCGAGGUGAGAAAGAUUCCUCUCAGUUCCAGCAAUUCUAGCCUAGACUUGGUCAGCGAUGGCUCUACGCUGGUCGUUACUCAUGGCAAGAACAUAUCUUUCUACAGCGCAGACAGAUUUGAGGAGAUCAAGAAAUACAGCACAGAGACGGCCAUGUACUCUGCCUCGCUCAGUCCCGAUAAGAAGACGUUUGUUUCUGGAGGGGAAGACUUUAAGAUCUACCGGUUCUCAUAUGAAGACGGCAAAGAGGAAGCUUCGUACAAGGGUCACUUCGGUCCGGUCCACUGCGUGCGUUUCUCGCCCGAUGGCGAGAUGUAUGCCAGUGGCUCGGAGGACGGAACCCUGCGGCUCUGGCAGACCAACAUCGGCAAGACCUACGGUCUCUGGAAGUGGAUCGACGACAGCGAAGCGGAAGGCGUCCCAGUGUGUAAUGUCGCAAACGAGGCUAUGUCGCCCCCAACGGUUGUCAAGGCCGAGAGCUAACUGAUCGUCUCCAUGCCGAUUUAGUUGAUGUCCUAUACAGUCAAACCUGUCUAUAGCAACCGCCCAAGGGAAAUACAAAAAAUGGUCUUUGAAGACAGGUGGUCUUUGUAAACAGGUUCCCGUAGUACACAUUUCAAUGAGAAACCACUUUCAAGGGAAACAAAAAAUGUGGUCUUCGUAAACAGGUGGUCACUAAAGCAGGUUUGACUGUAUAAUUUGCAUGGCGUAAGCUUUCGUCGCAACGUAGAAGGUCUGCUGAUGAUAAAUCCCUCCAAGAGCACUUUGGACAUUAUGGUUUUGUGGCAUUUGAUAAAACUGAGGAACAAGAGACAACCAGAGGGAACUGGCCAUGUCUAUUAUUUUCAAGUGAAUCCAGUUAUAUCGAGGGGUCAGUGACACAAAGAUGUAAAUCCU